UUGUAUCUACCCGGACACGUUUUUAUUGCCCACUUGAGACCAGCUAGGUUCGUUGAUUGGACGUUGUGGUUCCUGCUGUUGUUGUUCGGUAAUUACUAUGCAGCGGUCGGGUUUGAGCUGUCCGGGCUGCGGCUCCUCCAACAUUGUAAACGAUGAUCUUUACUGCCAUGUCCAGCUGGUGUGCGUGGACUGCGGCACGGUGGUGUCGGAGGGCUCUCUGGCCGACGACCCAGUCGGAGGUUCAGAUGUCAGCUACAGCCGAUCCACCGCUGUGACAAAGGUUCCAUGUCAAAACCUGAAAAAAGGUCUGAGCCGUGUGAAGGAGAUGUGUCGGGUUAUCAGGGUGCGCAGGAAUAUCGAAGAUCUGGCGUUGUCGUAUUUCCAGCAGGCCUACGAGCACGAGAACUUCAUCAGAGUCAACCUCACAAAGAAGGAGGUUCUGGCUGGCUGCUGCGUGCUUGUCAGCUGCAGACAGAUGAACUGGCCCAUCACCAUAGGAACCAUCAGCUGCCUGCUAAAUGCUGACCCCGCUUUAGUGGGAGGAGUUUAUAAAGAUCUGUUGAAGAUCCUGAAGCUCGAGGCUCUGACUGUCGGUAUCAUUGAGGUGUUGGAGGCUCAUUGUCAGGAAUACAAAAUAAACUCGGAUCAAGUGCCUGAGGAAUUAGCAGAAGAUUGUACAGUUCUGACCAAAAGAGCCAAGGCUCUGGUGGAGCUGGCAGCAGACUCCUGGAUUGUGACUGGUCGGAAGCCUUUACCCAUGCUGAUGGCGGCCACUUACCUGGCCUGGCAGUCCCUGAAGCCCAACAAGCAUCGUCUCAAACUCUCCCUGGACAAAUUCUGUCGGCUGGCCAAGGUUCAAAAGUCCCAAUCUGCUCUGACUAGAAUAACGGAGCUGAAGGAGGUGCUGUGUAAGCUAGGAAGGGAAAUUCCGUGGGUAAGGGAAACUGUGACACCAGAUAGCGUCAUUCGGCUGGUGGGGGACAUUUUGGAGAACAGGUUCGCUCUGCUAAGGAGGGCUCUUAGAAACCACGAAGACUCUCUGCAGGCUGAAAACGUUGUGAACUCUCCAAACAAGGAGACGGCUUCCUCCAAACCGCAGGAGCUGACUGAGAAUCCACCUGCGGAAGACCGUGGUCACCAGGGCCAGGAAUCAGAAUCAAACUGGGGGAAAAGAGUUCUGUUCGCUCCUCCGUGUGUGAUUAACAGAAAGAGACGGAGAACGGAGCAGCCAGAGCUGAUUGUAACCGGCGACGAGGAAAUCUCUGACAGUGAAAUUGAUUCUUAUAUCCGUUCUCCACAAGAAGUACGAGACUUGGUUCAAGCAGAGAAGAUGUUGGUUUCGUCUGACAAGGUAUAAGGAGAGCAGCGAUGCACUGAAGCAUGUUUGUUUGUGUGUUUACUCAAAAUUCUGUUUGUUGAUGGCAGAUUAUCCUUUUUUUUAUCUCCAAAUGCAAAUAAACAUGUAAUCUUUACCCAAACUUGAAGGUUUUUUUUUAGAUCUUAAUGUAUCAAAUGUUUUCUUGUAAUUUUUUGCCGUGGUUUAUUUAUGAUUGAUGUCUUUAUUGGUUUUUCGCUGCUUCACCAGAGUAUAUCAUCUUAUUGAGUUCCUGAUGUGUUACAAAUAUGGAAAAUAUGCUAAUGACUAAAUUGUAAAAAAAAAUUUAUUUUGUUUUACUAAGAAAUUUAAAUGCAUAUUUUUCUAUUUCAAUCUUCUCUUAUAAUCUGCACAGAUUGAGUCUUCAGCAAGAUUUAGAAUGAAGCAAAUCUCCAUUUCAGAUUUAGGGCUUAUUUCUAAGAGGCCGUUAACACAAUUUAAUUAGUUGCCAAAAGGUUGUUUUUUUUAUGUGUUUAGCAUGUUUGAUGCAGCUUUUGGUUUACAGUGAACUGGAUGUUUUUAUUUUUUAUUUUUUUUUACAAACAUUUUCAUUACAUGAACAUAAAAAGAACAAGUGUUUUUUUUUUCUUUUUUAAAGCGUAUCUAGACUGCAUUCAUGUCUUCUGAUAUGUUAAUUUUUUCACAAGACCAAAAAUUGUGAAUAAAAAACCCAAAAUUCAGUCAACCCUGUUCUCACAGGUGUGAUUAAAGUUCUGUGAGAAAACUGUUUUACAGAAUCAGUUCUUAACAAUAAAAACGUUCAUUUACAAGCACC
Messenger RNA from Nothobranchius furzeri (turquoise killifish), 2150 nucleotides. It is a transcript of the gene brf2, whose product is annotated as BRF2 general transcription factor IIIB subunit. The record is from RefSeq and is a predicted model, not a curated record. Gene Ontology annotation, molecular function: TBP-class protein binding. Gene Ontology annotation, biological process: transcription preinitiation complex assembly; DNA-templated transcription initiation. Lineage: Eukaryota; Metazoa; Chordata; Actinopteri; Cyprinodontiformes; Nothobranchiidae. Gene Ontology annotation, cellular component: transcription preinitiation complex; nucleus.